AUGGCGCCCCUCUCCUACUCGGUGCCUCCAGUCCCUGGCAGGGUCUGCAGCGCCCAGGCCCCCUUGGCCACCUGGCUCUGGGACACCAGCUCCUCUCUGGAAGAAGUCAAGGAGGAUCGGGCGUUGGGUCCGGAGCGGGUGGGAGGAGAACCCGGCCAGGGUUGGUGGAGUCUGGAACAGCUGGGGCAGCAUCUGGGCUGGCACCCUGGCCUCGCUCCCCGGCUCCAGGAGGUGGCGAGCCGGGGCCUGCCCAGGAGGAGGGCCGGCCAGGUGGAGGUGCUGGGGGUGGGGCGGGCAGGAGCUGACUCAGCACCCCGGAACCGGGCCGCUGCCAGCACUAAGCACCCCCUCCAGCCACCCAUCUGUUCAUCUCCCAGGCUUAUGCCCCUGAGCACUGGGGCCGGCUUGUCAGUGUUACGUGAUCCAAGUGCCAGUGAGGCCUCCCGGUUCACGGAGUGGAGGAGGCAGAGUGGCCGGGGCAGCCUCACCUGCAGUGACCAGCUCAUCCAGCUUACGGUCCUGCACAAACUGGGACAGUCCCUGGCCGUCGGGCCCCAGUACUCAUCCCUGGGCACUCAGCCCAUCCUGUGUGCCAGCAUCCCCGGCCUGGUCCCCAAGCAGCUGCGCUUCUGCCGAAACUACGUGGAGAUCAUGCCCAGUGUGGCGGAGGGCGUCAAGAUCAGCAUCCAGGAGUGCCAGCAUCAGUUCCGCGGGCGCCGCUGGAACUGUACCACCGUGAACAACAGCCUGGCCAUCUUCGGCCCCGUGCUGGACAAAGCCACCCGGGAGUCCGCCUUUGUACACGCCAUUGCCUCUGCCGGCGUGGCCUUCGCCGUGACACGCUCGUGUGCCGAGGGCUCCGCGGCUAUCUGUGGCUGCAGCAGCCGCCACCAGGGCUCCCCGGGCGAGGGCUGGAAGUGGGGUGGCUGCAGUGAGGACAUCGAGUUUGGCGGCAUGGUGUCUCGAGAGUUUGCAGAUGCGCGGGAGAACCGGCCAGACGCCCGCUCCGCGAUGAACCGCCACAACAAUGAGGCCGGUCGCCAGGCCAUCGCCAGCCACAUGCAUCUCAAGUGCAAGUGCCACGGGCUGUCGGGCAGCUGCGAGGUGAAGACGUGCUGGUGGUCGCAGCCCGACUUCCGCGCCAUCGGUGACUUGCUCAAGGACAAGUACGACAGCGCCUCGGAGAUGGUGGUGGAGAAGCACCGCGAGUCGCGCGGCUGGGUGGAGACCCUGCGGCCGCGCUACACCUACUUCAAGGUGCCCACGGAGCGCGACCUGGUGUACUACGAGGCCUCGCCCAAUUUCUGCGAGCCCAACGCCGAGACCGGCUCGUUCGGCACCCGCGACCGCACGUGCAACGUGAGUUCGCACGGCAUCGACGGCUGCGACCUGCUGUGCUGUGGCCGCGGCCACAACGCGCGCACCGAGCGGCGCCGCGAGAAGUGCCACUGCGUCUUCCACUGGUGCUGCUACGUGAGCUGUCAAGAGUGCGCGCGCGUCUACGACGUGCACACCUGCAAGUAG
Messenger RNA from Callorhinus ursinus (northern fur seal), 1524 nucleotides. RefSeq names its product Wnt family member 3A (gene WNT3A). Gene Ontology annotation, molecular function: cytokine activity; frizzled binding. Gene Ontology annotation, cellular component: extracellular region. The record is from RefSeq and is a predicted model, not a curated record. Lineage: Eukaryota; Metazoa; Chordata; Mammalia; Carnivora; Otariidae. Gene Ontology annotation, biological process: cell fate commitment; multicellular organism development; neuron differentiation.